Messenger RNA from Humulus lupulus (European hop), 315 nucleotides. RefSeq lists its product as uncharacterized. The record is from RefSeq and is a predicted model, not a curated record. The transcript has a single exon. NCBI's taxonomy places the organism in Eukaryota, Viridiplantae, Streptophyta, Magnoliopsida, Rosales, Cannabaceae. Bases 1 to 315 code for a protein of 104 amino acids.
AUGCAUUCUGCUGCAAACCAUUCUCUAUUCAUCAAGCACUUUAAUACAAGUUUCAUUGCUCUUUUUGCGUAUGUUGAUGAUGUUAUUGUGGCAAGAAAUAACUUACACGAAGUUGAGAACCUAAAGACAAGGUUGAAUUCUCAGUUCAAGUUAAAAGAUUUAGGUAAUUUGAGAUAUUUCCUUGGCUUAGAAGUGGCUAGAUCAGAAAGUGGGAUUUUUAUUUCUCAGCGCACAUAUACUCUUCAAUUACUUGAGGCAUUUGGCUGUCUUCAAUGCAAGCCAUCUAGUACACCUAUGGAACCUAACUUAAAUUGA